UUGGAACUUACUUUUCUUAAACCCACAUCACUCCACUCCAGCUGUCGCAUAAAACAGCUGCCUCAUUCCCACACCGCACGCAGCUUACUGUUAAAACGCCAUCCAGCCUGUCUCCUUAACACCAUUCUCAUCAAAACUUUUUUAGCUUCACUCAUCACUAUAUAUAUAUAUAUAAAUACACUUUUCAUAUCUACCACAACAACUAAAAUCUCUUAACUCAAAACAAACACCACUAGAUCCUACUUUUAACUCUCUCAAUCAAUCACUGAUUAAAGAAAAAGGAAUGGAUAGCAUUUCAAGCUAUUAUUCGGACCCACUUAUAGAAUCUUCAUCAUCAUUUUCUGAUCAUAGCAAUAAUAACUCCCCUAUUAAUAGAGCUAAUCAUUCUGACGAAGAAGUUAUUUUAGCUUUAAAUAAUCCAAAAAAGCCAGCUGGCAGGAAGAAGUUUCGAGAAACUCGUCAUCCAGUAUACAGGGGAGUCAGGAAGAGGAAUUCUGGAAAAUGGGUUUGUGAAGUCAGAGAACCCAAUAAGAAAUCUAGAAUUUGGCUCGGCACAUUCCCUACUGCUGAAAUGGCGGCUAGAGCUCAUGACGUGGCUGCUAUAGCAUUAAGGGGCCGUUCAGCUUGCUUGAAUUUCGCUGAUUCUGCUGAGAGGUUGCCUAUCCCUGCUUCCUCUGACACUAAGGAUAUUAUAAAGGCGGCCGCUGAGGCCGCCGAAGCCUUCCGACCAAUAAAGUCGGAAGGAUCAGUUUCACGAGAUCAAUCCGGCAGUAUUACAGAGAAUAUGUUUUUUAUGGAUGAGGAAGCACUCUUCUGCAUGCCUGGAUUACUUACGAAUAUGGCGGAAGGAUUAAUGGUACCUCCACCUCAAUGUGCAGAAAUGGGAGAUCAUGUGGAAACUGAUGAGAUGUCUUUAUGGAACUAUUCUAUCUAAAUGGACACACUACUCUACAUAUAUUUGAUCUUCCCUAUUAAAUGAUUUAGCCAUCGGAAACGUGAAGAAGAAGGAAGAUCAUCAGCGUCACAACUUACUUGUUGCAUCAGUUUUGUGGUGGUUCUAUGAUUGCGUGUGAUAAUAGGUGUUGAGGGAGAAAUUCAAAGGUUCUGACUCCAUGCACGUCGCUAUGGCGAGAUAAAUUCCUCUAUGAUGGAACCGCUAUAGCUGGCUAGACGCGAAUUUAAUAUUGAAAAGUCGCAAAAUAAUUUAUUUCUGUAAUCUUGCAAGUGGUUUACUAAAUAUUCAAUGCCAGGGUAUUAAUAUGAGAGCUUGAAGAAAAGUGAUAGUCUGAUUAAACUGAGUUAGCGGUGGUGUGUAUUUGUGUAUUCAGGAACUCUCUUAUGUGAUAAAAGAGUUAAGUUAUGACCUGAUCAAGGAUAGGCUUGAAAAGCAUUACCAUGCUAAAGGAGUGUAAUGAUCAAUGGUAGAGUUGCUUUACGCCCUCGGAUCACAGCCUUGACUCCACGUAAACCGAAUGGCUUUGAGGAUAGCGGAAUAUGAUAGGAGGUGGAAUCAAAUAUACUAGUUACAAUUAGAGUGAAGUAUUUUUCAAUCCGGCUAUUGUAUUUGAAUGAAAUAAAUGAGCAAAUUUUUAAAAUCUA
Molecule: messenger RNA, 1599 nt
Organism: Solanum dulcamara
Lineage: Eukaryota; Viridiplantae; Streptophyta; Magnoliopsida; Solanales; Solanaceae
Product: dehydration-responsive element-binding protein 1A-like
Exons: 2
Coding region: 284-934 (216 amino acids)
Biological process (GO): regulation of DNA-templated transcription
Molecular function (GO): DNA-binding transcription factor activity; DNA binding
Source: RefSeq, a predicted model, not a curated record